This is a messenger RNA of Amaranthus tricolor (Joseph's coat), 1082 nucleotides long. RefSeq lists its product as uncharacterized. NCBI's taxonomy places the organism in Eukaryota, Viridiplantae, Streptophyta, Magnoliopsida, Caryophyllales, Amaranthaceae. The coding region runs from base 158 to 811 and encodes 217 amino acids. Gene Ontology annotation, molecular function: protein binding. The record is from RefSeq and is a predicted model, not a curated record. The transcript has 5 exons.
AUACUCUGGACAUAAUGUGAAGAUUGUUUUCAAACAACAUUUGUGGAAAUUUGGAAUAAAUUUAAUUUUAUUUUGGAAAAAUUUCCCCUUUAUCAAGAAAUUACCAAAAUGAAAGUGAAUUUUGGAUGAACUACAAUAGUUUGGGUUGCAAGUUUGCAUGAAUUGCGGGAAUCAAAGAGGAGAAGAGAAGAAGAUGAAGAUGACAUGGAAGAAGAAGAACGGCAACAAGCGUUUAGCUGUGCCUAAUCUUCCUUUCGACAACGACAACGAUUACCAACAAGAUGAUGAUGAAGAACAACAACAUAAACGCCCAAAUUCUCCUUCUUCAAUCAAUCAUCAAAACCCCCAAUCCAAUCAAACCCUUGCUCAUGUCUUCCUGGAACAAGGAAACAAGCUUGCCGAGGAAGGUAAAUAUCGUGAAGCUCUUGGAAAGUGGGAAGCUGCUAUUACUUUGAUGCCCGAAAGAGCCGUUUUGCAUGAACAGAAGGCUCAAGUAUUGCUUGAACUUGGAGAUUCCUGGGGUGCUUUGAAGGCAGCAACUCGAGCCACUGAAUUGGAUCCGUCAUGGGCUGAGACUUGGAUUACCCUAGGCAGAGCACAGCUGAAUUUCGGGGAGCCUGAUAGUGCAAUGGAAAGCUUUGACAAGGCUUUAGCCAUUAAGCCUGAGUUAGCGGAGGUGCAAGAGGAUAGAGAAACGGCUUUAAAGCUUGUAAGGAAGAGAAAGCAACUGCACUCUUCAGGUCUAAGCGCAAAUAGAUCUCGAUAUUCAGUUGGUGAUGGGGACAAAACCAAUGUUGGAAUCGGUCCCUGAUUCCACGACGCAAAGAUGGGCUUUUUAGUUCCUCCAUAACCCUUGCAGGGUAUUACUCGAUGUACAUAAAAGAUCUUGAGUUUUAGGAUCAUACGAACCAUAACUUGAACGAUCUCUUUCUUGGAACUUGUCUACGAAGUGCAAUUGGUUUAGGUUGUAUAUUCUGAAUUCUGAUGCACUUUUCUGUUGGGGUUCGGACCUUGUUACGUUUUGUUGUAUUAAUCUCGUCUUCUAAAGCUUGGUUAUAUGGAGGAAUUUAUCUUUUGUGUUA